AUGCUCUGGGCCCUAGCCCCUACCCCAGCUAUGGCUCCUGGGGCUCCCUCAUCCAGCCCCAGCCCUAUCCUGGCUGCCCUGCUCUUCUCUUCUUUGGUGCUGUCCCCGGCCCUGGCCAUUGUGGUUUACACAGACAGGGAAGUCUAUGGUGCUGUGGGCUCCCAGGUGACCCUGCACUGCUCCUUCUGGUCCAGUGAAUGGGUCUCAGAUGACAUCUCUUUUACCUGGCGCUACCAGCCUGAAGGGGGCCGAGAUGCCAUUUCGAUCUUCCACUAUGCCAAAGGACAACCUUACAUCGACGAAGUGGGGACCUUCAAAGAGCGCAUCCAGUGGGUAGGGGACCCUCGCUGGAAGGACGGCUCCAUUGUCAUACACAACCUUGACUACAGCGACAAUGGCACUUUCACCUGUGAUGUCAAAAACCCACCAGACAUAGUGGGCAAGACUUCUCAGGUCACACUCUAUGUCUUUGAAAAAGUGCCCAUUAGGUAUGGGGUGGUGUUGGGAGCCGUGAUCGGGGGCAUCCUCGGGGUGGUGCUGUUGCUGUUGCUGCUUUUCUACCUGAUUCGGUACUGCUGGCUGCGCAGGCAGGCGACCCUGCAGAGGAGGCUCAGUGCCAUGGAGAAGGGGAAAUUUCACAAGUCUUCUAAGGACUCCUCGAAGCGCGGGCGUCAGACGCCAGUGCUGUAUGCCAUGCUGGACCACAGCAGAAGCACCAAAGCUGCCAGUGAGAAGAAGUCUAAAGGGCUGGGGGAGUCUCGCAAGGAUAAGAAAUAG
This is a messenger RNA of Arvicola amphibius (Eurasian water vole), 777 nucleotides long. RefSeq names its product myelin protein zero (gene Mpz). The transcript is spliced from 6 exons. Gene Ontology annotation, cellular component: membrane. The record is from RefSeq and is a predicted model, not a curated record. NCBI's taxonomy places the organism in Eukaryota, Metazoa, Chordata, Mammalia, Rodentia, Cricetidae. Gene Ontology annotation, biological process: myelination. Bases 1 to 777 code for a protein of 258 amino acids.